Messenger RNA from Peronospora belbahrii, 2334 nucleotides. The record is from the annotation of a GenBank genome assembly. Lineage: Eukaryota; Oomycota; Peronosporomycetes; Peronosporales; Peronosporaceae.
AUGGCCGACUCGAAGCCUUCAUCAUCUCUCACCACGAAUAAUGACGUGCCUGGUGCUGAGAAUGAAUACGGUCUUCAAGAUCUUGCUCGUCUACCUCUUCUAGAACAAGUUCAUCGUCUUUUCCAUGCUAUUCAGUCUCAAUAUCCCUACAAAGACACAAAUGCAUGGAAAACGCUCCCAUUGGAUCAAAAGAAGAAAAUGUUGCAUUACAUUCGUACUAAACGACACCAAAAGCUACAAGUUCAUAUUGAGUCAAAGCUGGUAACUACAGAGGAGAAUCAGAUGAAGAAACAGUCGGACCAAGGACUGAUACUGGAUCCAGCUCUAGCGGUCAAGUCUGAUCCUUAUCUUCGAAUGUUACAGCAGAGAAAAUUACAAUUAUUAUCAGGACCAAUGGAGACUACAAGUGAGCAAGGGACUUUACCAAAAUACCACUUGAAUAGUGCAUACGUUGCACCAGCACAAGUACCGUACUAUACACAGGUUCAAUCCAAGUCAAAUGCUCGAUGGCAGAUUGCAGAAGGUGAAUUUUAUGAAGAUAUUUGUGCCUGUGGAGUAAAACAUGAUACUGGAAAGAUUGGAAAAAAGUCGUCGUUACUGCUGCACACUAUUAGCUCUAUGAUGAGCACCUUUGGUGACAGUACAAGAUCCUGUAUGACGACUGUAGAAGAAGUACAGGCUCUUGUUGGUGAUCAUGUUAGAAAGUUGUUAGGCACGGUGGACCCGGAAGUGUUUGCAGCCUCAUCGUGUCUGAGGACACUGGUGGAAAUUUUUGAAGAAGAGGCCAUUUAUUAUGGACGUUGGCGAGAAUUCCGCAGUGAAACAAAGCACGAAGAAAAUGAGCUGGAGGAUGUGGAGGAAGAAGAGCUGGCGGAAGAGCUAGAUCUCUUUGCGGUGUCCGAAAGCGACGACGUAUUCAAAGAGGCGUUUCUCGAACGAAUACGCUUUGCGGACGAGCGGACGAAAAAAAUGGACUGGUCGAUUUACGACAUGUUUGCAAGAGGUCGCAAGCUCAACUUCAUGAACAACAAGGCGACGCAGUUUCGUCAAUGGUUGGGUCUGGGAAAGAUGUCACGCGCAUCACUCGAGUUCCUCAAUUUUGUCACUUACCACAAUAUUGGUCGAUUAGUGGAGUUGGCAAUCAAAAAUCGGACCGGCGGAGAACUGAAACAACUGGAAACUCCCUUGUUGAAGGAUGACAUUGAGUCCGUGGCACUCUCGUUUCUUCCAGCUCCGCGUUUACCUAACCUCAUUGAUCGAACCCGCCCCUCGGCUGCAAAAACACGACGGGUUGGCAUUAGUGCUGUUAACAGUAAGUGCGUCCGCGUGGAACCGAAGACAAGGACAUCUGCCGAGACGACAUCAUCCCUAUCUGCGACAGAGGAAUCAAAUGCGAAAUGUGAAGCAGCAGCAGAGACGAGCAAGCCCACUGUCACUCCUUCGAUCCGCUGGAAGAAUUUUUGUUGGUCCAUCGUUCAUCCUCUGGGCUCCACCCAAAUCCAAUCGUUUUCAGCUUAUCCUUGUCUCGAUCCACCAUAUCGUCAUAAUUACCUCGACAGCGCAUAUUGGCAACAGUCGCUCCUAGUCGCGUUCCUCUCGUCUGCUGUGGCUAUUCUUGACUAUCCAAAGAUGACAGUCGCAAAGAAUCUACUAGCAGUGCGUGCUAAGGUAGCAGAAGCUGUAGCUAAAAGUACAAGGACGAAGCAAUGUACACUCGUGGCUGUGAGCAAAACAAAGCCUCUGGAAGAUUUAAGCGAAGCCUAUGAAGUUGGCCAGCGUCAUUUUGGCGAGAAUUAUAUACAGGAAUUAGUGCAGAAAACACCAUUGCUUCCUUCUGAUAUCAAGUGGCAUUAUAUUGGACAUGUACAAUCAAAUAAGGUCAAGGUGCUUGUGCGUGACGUACCUAAUCUCUUUAUUGUUGAGACCGUGGAUUCAAUCAAAAUUGCCAAUGCACUGGACAAAGCAUCAGGUGAGUUUCGUACGACGAAACUUGAUGUGAUGGUGCAAGUAAAUACCAGCGGAGAAGAGCAAAAGUCAGGCAUUGAUGCUGAUGGCUCGAUUGAGCUGGCGCGUCACAUUGUGACAUCUUGUGAGCAUCUAAAGCUCACUGGACUCAUGACUAUUGGUCGUUAUGGAGACAAUACGUCCGAAUGCUUUGACCGCCUAGUGGUUUGUCGUAAGAACGUGGCUGAGGCAAUUGGAAUGGCUGAGAAAGAUCUGGAUCUUAGCAUGGGCAUGUCCGGGGACUUUGAGCUUGCGAUAUCUUGCGGUAGUACGUAUGUUCGUGUGGGUUCAACCAUCUUUGGUGCUCGUGACUAUGCUAAAAAAGACUAG